AUGAUCGAGAUGCUUUCGAGACGUGCAGAAGCAGAAGCGAGGUUCUACAAGAGAAGUUCGGCCAAGAGCAUAGCUAAUGAGUACAAGAAAGCUCUUUCCAACUUUAUACAUAUGAAUGAGAGUGAAAUCAGGAACAACACCGACCUCACCUGCUUGGAUCAAAGGUUUUGGGUAGCAUGUGAUGCAAAUUUCAAGGCAUUGAAAGAGAUUACCUUAAAAUUCAUGUCUAUUGCUGCAACCGAAGCUGAUGUGGAAAGAAUGAUUUCAAUUGUGCGGAACCUGCGUAAUAGGUUUAAUCAAAACGCACGUGAAGAUCUAAUAAGGUGUAGAAUCCUAUUGAAGCUUUUCAUGACAAAUGAAAUCCUGAAAAAGAUAUUUCCAGAUCUGACUGAUCUUUAA
This is a messenger RNA of Trichomonas vaginalis G3, 399 nucleotides long. RefSeq names its product ribonuclease H-like family. Lineage: Eukaryota; Parabasalia; Trichomonadida; Trichomonadidae. The record is from RefSeq and is a predicted model, not a curated record. The coding region runs from base 1 to 399 and encodes 132 amino acids. The transcript has a single exon.